This is a messenger RNA of Cooperia oncophora, 1692 nucleotides long. The record is from the annotation of a GenBank genome assembly. NCBI's taxonomy places the organism in Eukaryota, Metazoa, Nematoda, Chromadorea, Rhabditida, Trichostrongylidae.
AUGCCGAACAAUGAAAGUGUUUGGAAUUACUUGGCUGGGUAUGCGAUCCAUAUUGAAUUUAUUCGUUUGGAGUGGACUUUCUUGGAAUUUUUUUCUGUCAGGUUACUGCUGGAAACUGGAGUGUCAUCUAGACCUGACGUUGUGGCGUUUGUGGAAGAUCUUUAUGAGAGAACUGAACCACCUAGUCGAGCACCCUAUCUGGUUUCUUUCUUGUGCGACAUUCUUUUGGAAAAUAUCGAAAACGACGUCAAUGCUGUUGAGAACUGCAAGAGAGCAAAAAGGAGCAUGGGUUUGGGCCUUGACCAUAAAGUGCUGGUGGUACUUGAUCACGGUCCCCGCUUUGCUAGAAAAGCGGGAAAUCCGCUCUCUAUCACGCUUAAGGAGUCUAGUGUCAAUCGUACGGUUGGAAAGUGUGAUAAAUCUCUCUGGACAUGGUGUGUUGAAGCGACCCUCGAACUGCAUCGAACUGUUUCGGACCUUUUCUCCCAGGAACGGGAUCCCAGUUCUGCUCGUCUUAUGCGGCUUGUACUUGCUGAUUACGUUGGCAGGGUACUUCAGCCGCGAUGGGGUACUCAGCUAGUAACCCAACAAGAGCUUUUGGCAUCUCUGUCAGCUAUUGGUUUGCCAUCUACCAAUGAUGAUAGUGAAAGCCUGGCGCUGAGUGGAGUUACUCUUGCCAUUGAAGCUUUGAGUCAACUGAGUGAAGCUCAAAUCAAAGGAGAAAAGAAUGAGAGUUCAAAUGAAAAGAAAUGCAGCGUGUCUAAGGAAAGAAGCAGUUUCUCACGCGAACCAAAGUGCUGGGAAGAUCCUUCGCCUUCUUCAGUUGCUCCGGAAACAGAUCGGAAAGUAGUCGAAAAUUGUGGAUCGGUCGUGAUCUUUACGGCAUACGCGGAAGAUGAGCGCCUAACGGAAUUGGAAAACGAAGUGGCUGAUAUGAUAAACGGUCGUAAUAGAAUAAUCAAGUCUCUGCAGGAUAGCUCAUUUUCUUGCAUAAAUCAUGUGAAGCUAUACAUCAUUAAUAUAUUUCCUGGUGAUCAAUCUUCUCAAGUCACAUCAAAGUCAUUUAGAGAGGUGUCGAGCACAAUGUCAUCAUGUAUACUUUCUCGUUCAGCGGGUGUUGAACUAAUUUCUGCCAUUCAUUCUGUCGCUAUAGAUAUUUAUGAUCUUGUCUCUACUACGGUCUCAGGUAUCCCUAUGAAGGAAGAAGCUCAACAAGGUCAGCCUGCGAUCGCGAUAAAUUAUGACGUGGAAUUGUUGCACAGAAGGGAAGCUCAUGGACAACUGGAACGGCUAGGGCUUGUCACGGCCAACAGUACAGAAGAUUGCAGAGGUCUAGUAAUACUGUACUUAAUGGUAUUUUCUGGCAAUGCGACAUAUCCUACUACGCGUCUUGUGUGGGCCACUCCAGUUCCGAAAGGACGAUGGAAUAUGUUCCCACGCACACGGCUACGUCUUCUACGUGACUCCUUCAGAUCGGUGUGCUUGUCAUCUUACCUCCUUCAAGGACGGAAUGUGAUGUUGGAAAUAAACCAUGUUGCUAAAAGUGAAGGCCUGCUCGGAAAUGUAGGAGCGAAACUGAUUGCACAUACGCUGAUAGCUCAUGGAGGCCAUAUUUACAUCCACGCAAACGAUCUUGGACCCCACAGUUCGUUUUUUCUCUUUCUAACUGUUGGACGCUCAGGAUGUCCGUGA